This is a messenger RNA of Aspergillus terreus NIH2624, 954 nucleotides long. Its product is annotated as SDR family oxidoreductase. The transcript has a single exon. The coding region runs from base 1 to 954 and encodes 317 amino acids. The record is from RefSeq and is a predicted model, not a curated record. NCBI's taxonomy places the organism in Eukaryota, Fungi, Ascomycota, Eurotiomycetes, Eurotiales, Aspergillaceae.
AUGCAGAUUCUCAUCACCGGCGCGGCCGGGUUCAUUGGCCAAUUGCUCGCUGCAGAGCUCCUCAAUGACCCCGCCUACAAGCUCCUUCUAACCGACAUCAACGAGCCUCCCAUUCCCAAGGGCGUAAAGUACCCUCAGAAUGCGCGUGCCGUGACCGCCGACCUCCUCCAGGGCGCCGACGCCGUAGUCGACCCGUCCCUGGACGCCGUCUACGCCUUCCACGGCAUCAUGUCGUCGGGCUCCGAAGCCAACUUCGACCUCGGCAUGAGCGUCAACGUCGACGCGACCCGCAACCUGCUCGAGGCCCUGCGACGCACCUGUCCCGGCGUGCGGGUGAUCUACUCCUCCAGCCAGGCCGUCUACGGCCAGCCCUUGCCGGAGGUCGUCGACGACCGCGUCAUCCCUACGCCGCAGUCGUCCUACGGCGCCGAGAAGAUCAUCUGCGAGACGCUCAUCAACGAGUACACCCGUCGCGGCUUCAUCACCGGCUUCACCCUCCGCUUCCCGACCAUCUCCGUGCGCCCCGGCCAGCCCACCGCCGCCGCCUCGUCCUUCUUGUCCGGCAUGAUCCGCGAACCGCUCGCCGGCAAGGAGUGCGUCAUCCCCGUCGAGGACCGCGCCUUUAAGUCCUGGCUCUGCUCGCCCAAGACGCUCGUCCACAACCUCGUGCUCUCGCUCUCGCUGCCCGCGGACGCCGUCCCCCCGCAUAUCCGCCAGAUCAACGUGCCCGGCAUCUGCGUCACUAUCCAGGAGAUGAUGGAUGCGCUGGAGAAGGUCGGCGGCAAGGAUAAGCUGGCUUAUCUGAAGGAAAAAGAGGAUCCGGCGCUGCGCCCGAUUCUGGACUCGUGGCCUACCCGCUUUGAUAACUCUCAGGCCAUCUCGCUGGGUUUCAAGCGGGAUUCUUCGUUCGAACAGGCUGUUCGGGACUACCAGUUGGCGGUGUCGCAGCAGUAG